Molecule: messenger RNA, 1644 nt
Organism: Xylona heveae TC161
Lineage: Eukaryota; Fungi; Ascomycota; Xylonomycetes; Xylonales; Xylonaceae
Product: mitogen-activated protein kinase spm1
Exons: 6
Coding region: 114-1379 (421 amino acids)
Biological process (GO): protein phosphorylation; intracellular signal transduction
Cellular component (GO): cytoplasm; nucleus
Molecular function (GO): ATP binding; MAP kinase activity
Source: RefSeq, a predicted model, not a curated record
UACCCCUCAUUGAUCGUUUGACUGCCGGUCUGUCAACGAUAUUGUCGCCCGUGUAAUAAUCGCAUCGUUCUUCCCCGCACCUUCUCUUGUCCAGCUCGUUCGACUUUGCAACAAUGGCCGAUCUCCAGGGACGCAAGCUCUUCAAGGUCUUCAACCAGGACUUUAUCGUUGAUGAGCGGUACAAUGUGACAAAGGAAUUAGGACAGGGCGCAUACGGUAUCGUAUGUGCCGCAACUAACACUCAAACCGGCGAAGGCGUUGCGAUCAAGAAGGUCACCAAUGUGUUCAGCAAGAAAAUUCUGGCCAAGCGUGCAUUGCGUGAGAUAAAGCUGUUGCAGCAUUUCAGAGGACAUAGAAAUAUUACGUGUCUGUACGACAUGGAUAUUCCUCGACCAGAGAAUUUCAACGAGACCUAUCUCUAUGAAGAGCUCAUGGAAUGUGACUUGGCCGCCAUUAUCCGCUCCGGACAACCCCUCACGGACGCCCACUUCCAAUCCUUCAUCUACCAGAUCCUCUGCGGUCUCAAAUACAUACACUCAGCCAACGUGCUGCACCGUGACCUCAAGCCCGGCAACCUCCUCGUCAACGCCGACUGCGAACUGAAGAUUUGCGAUUUUGGACUUGCCCGAGGGUUUUCAAUCGACCCCGAGGAAAACGCAGGCUACAUGACCGAAUACGUGGCAACGAGAUGGUACCGUGCGCCGGAAAUCAUGCUCAGCUUCCAGAGCUACACCAAAGCUAUCGACGUCUGGUCGGUUGGCUGCAUUCUCGCCGAGUUACUCGGCGGCCGCCCAUUCUUCAAAGGCCGGGACUACGUCGACCAGCUCAACCAAAUCCUGCACUACCUGGGCACGCCCAACGAAGAAACGCUCUCACGAAUCGGAUCUCCACGAGCACAAGAAUACGUUCGGAAUCUACCGUAUAUGCCCAAGAUUCCAUUCACGCGACUAUUCCCCAACGCGAACCCCGACGCACUCGACCUGCUGGACCGCAUGCUAGCAUUUGACCCUUCGUCGAGAAUAUCCGUCGAAGACGCGCUCGAGCACCGCUACCUGCACAUCUGGCACGACGCCAGCGACGAGCCGUCCUGCCCGACCACGUUCGACUUUGCCUUUGAAGUCGUCGAGGACGUGGGCGACAUGCGCCGCAUGAUUCUCGACGAGGUCAUGCGUUUCCGCCAGCUCGUCCGUGUCCAGCCUCACGCGCAGGGCAAUGGAAACAUUGCCCAGGCUCAGACCAGUGUGCCCAUCCCAGACCACACUGGCCAGUGGGGCCACGAGGAUCCUCGUCCCCAGGAAGCCUCGGCGCAUGGCCCGGCCGGUGGCCCGGCCGGUGGCCUAGAGCAGGAGUUGCAAGGCGGCUUGGAUGCCAUGCAUUAGAUGCAAUCUAUGCUGGGGCAGCUUUAAAAAGUAGCGGGGGAAGUUUGUGGUGGUGGACAUGGACGUCUUUAUUCAAGCCCUGUGAGAAUUGUAGACUGACGAGGUAGCGGGGUGAGACGUUGAAGGGUUGAAGCGUUGAGAAAGCUUAGUUUUCCCUGAGACAGCGAAGAACCAGUAGGAUGGCAGUCGAAUGAAGCAUUAGAUUUUUAUUUUAUUUUACUUUUUCCCUUGAUGGACGCAAUGCGUUUCUUUAUUCAUCACAGAU